AUUCAGAAUCACGUGAGUUCUUGUUACGUGCAUCGUCACAUGAUUCACUGAUAUCAUACAUUCUUUUAAAUUCAAAGUCUACUUCCAAAAUGUCAUCUGCAGCGUCUUCAUCAGACUCUUCCAGCCCACCACAGGUCAAGAGAAAAAGAGUUACCGAAGAAUGCGAUGAUGUAGCGCACGAAACAGACACAGCAGAUAACGCACCAGUCCCAGAUGACAGCGUCGUGUUGUCUCAUGCCGAAAAACGCAGACAGAAGAAAAAAGAUCAGAAAGUUGAAGAUCAGCCGGCGAAAAAGAGAAAAGUGACGGAUGGUUCCGCAGCUGGCGUCUCUACGAAGGACUCGAAGCCUGCUGGCAAUAGCAAGCCGAAACGUCAGAAUUCGGUCUGGGUGGGCAAUCUAUGGUUCAAGACUACGCCAGAUGCACUGCGAGAUUUCUUUGAUGGCGUCGGGGAGAUCACGCGAAUACACAUGCCCACUAAAAAGGGAACGAAAGGAGAGAAUAUGGGCUUUGCCUACUCCGAACGAGAGCUUCACGGUCGGAAUUUACUGGUCAAAGAUGGAAAUGACUUUGCGGGCCGUCCCAUAACUACACCAGCGGCGGGAACACAAGAGGACGCUAAGGAUCCUUCUGCAGGCAAAUCAGUGAGCGGCUUGACGAAGACUCAACAGAAGAUUCUGCGUGUACAGAAGCAGCCUCCUGCACAAACAUUAUUCCUUGGAAAUCUUGGUUUUGACACUACUGUGGAGUCGAUUCGUGAACUCUUUGAGGCUCACAGAUACUCGCAAAAGGCUGGAAAAGGUGUCAAAGCGAAUGACGCCGAGGCUAGUGCCGGGGAGGAAAAUAAUGACACGAAAGAUGUUUGGUUACGAAAGAUCCGCAUGGGAACUUUUGAAGAUAGUGGUGCAUGUAAAGGAUUUGCCUUUCUUGACUUUACCAGCACCGAAUAUGCAACUGCCGCCCUGAUCAAUCCUCGUAAUCACCGUCUCAAUGGUCGAGAUCUAGUUGUGGAAUAUGCCUCUGCUGAUGCAGUUCGUCGAGGUGGUGGUCCAAGAUUACAAAGUGAACACAAAAGCGGACCUGGAAAGAAAUAUGGUGGUCGGCAACCCGACGCUGAGUCGCAUCCACGAUCUCAAUCGCGCCCGGGAAGGCGUGGUGAAAAUGAGAAAGAACACAGCACACAACAAGAUGACGCAGAAUCAAUACGACGGAACCAAAAGGAGGGUCCACGACAUAUAAGAACUGACAGGGUUCGAGGACGUCCGAAACCUGGUGCCGCACUGGCCCAGGCGCCACGUGAAUCUGCUGCUAUCAUACCCAGCCAGGGUCAGAAAAUUGUGUUCUAGGAUAUCACGAUAGCAAAGGAUAGCGAGAGACGCAGCAUUGUACACCCUAAUGGUAGAUAGCUUCGCAAAAAUUCCGUUGUCUACAUGGACAUACCGAAUGCAUUUUUUCCAGUUUAUGAGUAUUCCUCGUCAUCCUGAACCAUCCCGACGUUGAAUUCUGCGCAGAGAUCCCACCGAGAGCUUGCAGCAGCAGC
This is a messenger RNA of Suillus subaureus, 1540 nucleotides long. RefSeq lists its product as uncharacterized. Lineage: Eukaryota; Fungi; Basidiomycota; Agaricomycetes; Boletales; Suillaceae. The transcript has 5 exons. The coding region runs from base 90 to 1346 and encodes 418 amino acids. The record is from RefSeq and is a predicted model, not a curated record. Gene Ontology annotation, molecular function: RNA binding.